Molecule: messenger RNA, 11973 nt
Organism: Linum trigynum
Lineage: Eukaryota; Viridiplantae; Streptophyta; Magnoliopsida; Malpighiales; Linaceae
Source: the annotation of a GenBank genome assembly
CUAACCCGGCCGGGUACUACUUUUACUAACAUGCCAUUGAUAAAUAAAAUACUCAAACCUUAAAUUGCAGCGGGAAAAAUUUAACAUAAAUAAAAAUACUGAAAACACACUUGAAGUUCGAAGCAAAGCCCUAACACGUGGGCAAAUUAAACUCAACUUUAAAAUCUCAAUCUGAUCUCAAAAUAAUCUCCAGUCUGUACUCAUAAUCAUAAAUGUAAAUAACUAAUACUCUGAAGUUGUUGCUACUGAAAUCCUUGACUAAGCAUCCUCCGUGACGCUUAUACUGCUCUCCACUAGCUGGCUGCCCUCGAACUCGCUGCUCACUAACUGCUCCUCUAGCUCCUCAAACUGGUGAGUAAGAUGGGGUCAGUCUACGCCCUUACGUUUUAGCAAUUCUAAUACUUGAAUACUUUACUUAAACACUUAACUUCAACUUGUGGAAGUUGUUUGUACUUCCAACUUAAGAUCUUAACUCUUAAACUUGAGGGAGUUGAAGUUACUCCACUCUCUUAAAGCUCAAAUCUUGACUUAAAUCUUUUGACUGACAUGGGGAUCCCUCACUAGCUAGUCCGGUUGCCAACUCAUACGUAUGAGAAGCCAUCAAGGCUUUCAUUAAACUUAAACUUAGUUAGGGAAGUCGUAACGAUUCAUCCCCCUAACAUCUCAAACUUAUCGUGGUGGCUCUUCACCACGAUUCUCAAGAGCAUAACUGCUGCUCAUCUUAAAAGUCUUGAGAGCAUAACUGCUGCUCUAUCUCAAACUGUCUCAAAAAGGCAACGGACUGGCGCUAGUGACUAAAAACACUUAAAAAAUGACUUCACCUUCUUGAAGCUGAGUUACUUCUUAAAAAGAACUUGUUUCUUACUUUAACAAUAACUUAGAAACUUAAAGCUUAAAUCUAAAUAAAUAAGAACUCAUGCACAUUCACAUCAAGCAUAGCUCAAACAAAAUCGCAUAUCAUCAACCAUAAGCACAAUCAAAUAACGACAUUCACUUCAUCAAAAUACUCAAGACUUGAAAUUCUUGAAAGAACACGCAAGGCGUAGAAUUUACCCCCUUUACACUCACCUCUAAUCCGUCGAAACCAACUCUGAAUUUGCUCUAACAUUUCCAUACUUGCUCCAUUUAAAUUCUCCUCGCUCUCACGAUUCCAUAGGCGUUGACGAUUCCUUGAUCGGACGUCAAUUGAUCGAGUUAUGACCAAAAUAAAUAUUCUAUCAAUUUAAAAGUACUAGGUACCGAAAUUGAAAUGUUUCCAGUCAACAUAGUUGACCACGACCGUGCUGUAAAAUUACCGAAAUGAUCCACAAAAUUUUUGAAUUGUCCGUAGUGGUGCCCGAACUUGAUAGAUUUUCGGCCAAACUUUCGAUGCUCGUUUCUCCCUCAUCUGACGUCAGAAUCCGAUUUCGUCGACGCGGUGAUGAUCCUGGGAUCGUCCUCUUCGCGAUGAUAACCACCACUCAAAGAAAAUUGGAAGUCGCCUACGCCGGGAUCGUUGUCGGAACUGCUUGUCUUCUUCUCCUAACAAGUCGUCCUCAACUCCGUGUGAAACUUGUCCAGGCGAUUCGCGAUGAAGCGUUGGUGGUCGUGGAAGAGGCGCCUGUUGAGCCCAUCGUCUUCCAGAAUCCAACCUUGUCCUCAACCCUGCCACCAUGCAUUUGAUCAUGUACUCAUAUAUAUUCACCUUCGGGUUCUGAUUUUCCAUCGCGCAGUCCGAGAUUGAUCUUUUGAGGAAAAAGGGUCGGAAUUUAAAACUUCGGUAACAGCUUGAAGGGGGUCCUUUGGAGGUUGAGAAGCAUCUCCACGGCUUUCUGAUUAACUGAAGUCUCCACAUAAUCAGAAUGAUGAUUGAUGGCGAUCUUUGUAUCGGUUGAAACUGCUGGCGGUCAAUUCGUCGUCUUCAUCGUCGGAGACCGAGAAAUCUCCUUAUAUGAAUCUUGAAGGCAGUGAAGUUGUGGGAAAAAUCUAAAGCUCCUAAUCAGCCAUGGUUUUCAUUGGUAGAGGAUCGGUCGGUUUUGUGGAUACCAGAGGGCUGUGUUAGUUUUUUUUUUUCCCGAGCACCUGGGUUGACGGCGUCCUGUAUGUUCCAAUGGGAUUUAUGCGAUUCAGGAGAAGAGAUGGAACCGAGAGAAACAUUAGGUUUUCCUAGGUUCAAUUUCCACCGGGGUCAUUUUGGGAAUUUCACAGUUACGGGUGAUUUUAAUCCGAAACUCAAUUAAUGCCCGAAACUUUCUCAUUUUAUGUCGAAAUUUGACACCGCUUGAACUGAUAGUUCACAUUUUUAGUCCUCCUCGACAUUACGGUGAAAUUUGACAAAUUUGGACCGAGGGCAUAAUCAUCAUUUCGGCUCAGCAAAAGAUGGGGUGUAACAAAAACUAACCUAAAAAAAAGGAAAAAAAAUACUAAUUAAAUAUGGACUAAAACUACUAAUUAAACUCUUAUAUAACCAAAACAAACAAUUAAACAAUUAAAUCUAAAAUUCACCGCAUCUUCACGUGUAUGUUUUCUUUGCUGUUGUGGAAUCCUUCUUUGCGAGCUGUAACCUGGUCGGCUCAAGAUAGAGUGCAUAACUAUGAGUAACUAAAUAUGGAUCCUUCUUUUAAGUGGCUGCAUAUCUAACGGUAGAGAGUUAAAAGAAUUUAUUUUUCCUAGUUUUCUUUAUUGGGUCAUAUCUUCUUCAUUCUAACUCGGAUUUCAAUUUUCUUGCACAGAUGGAACGAGUUUGUUGUGCUCUACAAAAUUAUAUCCAUUUUCAAUAUUUUUUUAGAAAAAAAUUUUCAUACCUCUGAUUACCAACUCCAUACCAUAUGGUAUCUCCGUCGUUUUUUACUCGUUUUCGAAAAUUUUUGCACAGAAGGAACGAUUAAUCAUGAUCUAUUGGAUUUCACAUUUUUCUGGUUUGAAAAAUUUCAUACCUCUCGUUAUCAACUUCAUACCAUACUAUACUAACAUGGUAUGGGAUGGUAUUUCUCAUACCAUAUGGUAUGUUGUUAUUUAAUACCAGUCAAUACCAUAUGGUACAGACUGGUAAUAACUGAUAAAUUUUUUUUGUUCCAAAAAAUAUCAUAGUGGAUAUCAUUUUGAAGAGCGCAAUUAAUCUGAUCUAACUUGCAAAAGAAAAUUAAAUUCGUUUUUUACUCGUUUUCGAAAAAUUUUGCACAGAAGGAACGAUUAAUCAUGAUCUAUUGGAUUUCACAUUUUUCUGGUUUGAAAAAUUUCAUACCUCUCGUUACCAACUUCAUACCAUACUAUACUAACAUGGUAUGGGAUGGUAUUUCUCAUACCAUAUGGUAUGCUGUUAUUUAAUACCAGUCAAUACCAUAUGGUACAGACUAGUAAUAACUGACAAAAAAAAUUUGUUCCAAAAAAUAUCAUAGUGGAUAUCAUUUUGAAGAGCACAAUUAAUCUGAUCUAACUUGCAAAAGAAAAUUAAAUUCUGAGUCGAGUGAGAAAUCAUCCGUUAAAGAUUAAAAGAAGGAAAAUUAAAGAUUUUUCGAAGAGAAAGAAGAAGACGCUGAUGUGAUAGAUUCUUAUUGGAUUAUGCAUAUGACUAUAGCACCAAAAGAUUACUCUAACAGAUCUACUCCCAACCUGGUCCAUUUAAUUCAUCCAAGCAAACCAUUCUUUAAUUAACCUAUGCAGAUGCACACACGUCCACCAGCUCAUCACUUAAUCACCAUGUAACUCCACGUCUGUCUUGAAAGAAUUGAAUAUCAAUAACUCAUUUUUUACCUAUGAUUCUAUUUACUAGUUUAUUCCCGAAUUUAGACUAGACCUCUCCUAGUAGUUCAUUCAUAAACGAUAAAUUGGAGUUACCUGGGGGGGGGGGGGGGGGAGACGAUGGGGUCGGUCCAUGGAUUUUCCUUCCUUUUGCCGCAUUUCGCUAAAGGGUUGAAGGGAGAUAGUGCAUCAAGCUGUUCGCAAGGGGCGAUGCUGCAUAAUUAAACCCCGCAUAUAUAAUUAUGUAAACUAAUGGGAUAAUGUCACAUUGAGACCCACGCAACUCCAUUUAUCCAUUAAGCACGCUGUCAAUUUAUCUUUAAAUCGUCGUAUUCGAAUCUUUAUUUUUCGACCACGAGAAUUAAAUAUCGUGCAAGUCGAUAUCGCAUCAUAAUUCAUAAGUUUUCAUUCCGUUAUUUGAAAGAGAGUAAACGAUAUUGGGGUAGACCCCUAAAAAAAACUUUUAAAUAAUCUCCAUAUUUGCAUGCAACCAAUCCCAUCUCGAGUCUCGGCUCCUUCUCACUAAAAAUGGUCGUCGCCAAAGUUGGAGAUAUAAUGAAAUUCACAAACUCAUAGAGAUUCCACAAUUCUCGAUGAAAAUGGCCAAUCACACCAAACUAAUCAUCGGGCUUAAUAGUCACUACAAACUUCAAGGGAUUGACCAAUUGGUAAUAUGAAAAGCUAAGAUUUACCACUUACUUUAUUCUAACUAUAUCAUAAAAAUCAAUCAAAAUGUAAUAAUUAAAAAAUAUAAAUUAUCAAAUACUAAUUCAUUAGUAACAAAUAUAUAUCUCCAAACAAAUUUGUGGUUGAUAAUAGGUUAAAUUGGCAUAUGAGAAUGGUUGAAGGCUAUUAUAAUGACCAAAUCUUAAUUUUUUAAGUAUUUCUUAUAUUUUUAAUAAAAUAAAAUAAUUAAUUCUACUAAUAUAUAAUUUCUUGUUGUGAAAAUAUAACUUUAUAAAAAAAUUCAUGAUUUCAGUAAAAUAUAGUCAAUAGUAUUGAAAAUAUAUGUGCCAUUUGGAUUAUGGGUGCUGCAAUUGGUGGCAAUGGGUAUGACUGCCCAAUACUAUAUGUAGAUAUUUUAACAGAAAUGAAUUUUUUUUAAAAUCCACAUCUAUAAACAUUUGCAUGAAUAAGUUUUCUACAACCAAGUUAAAAGACACUCAAUCAAUGCACUCAGUACUCAACUUUGAAGACCAGAUGAAAUCUUAUAUUUCAACCUACUUCCAUUAAUGGGACAAAUAAUGAGUAAACUUCUAAAUAAUACAAAAAAAAUUUGAAGCAUCACGAUAUUGUAAAUGUACCAGUUACUGUAAAUGUUAAAGGCAAAAUUCAUUCAACCUACAGAGUGAGUAUAGAGUUUGUUCAUUCUUCAAACUAUUUUAUUUAUAUGAAGAAUCAAAAUGUAUAAUGAAGUUUACCUUGCCCGGGCCUACAAAUUUAUUGACAUAUCAUAAAAUGGUGAAAUGAACCACAAGUAAUGACAUGCUUGCCCCUACAGAAAGCUCUCUAGUGGUUGGAAAUUUGAAUCCCUGAAAAGCCAACCCAUUUUUGCCUUUAUAUCUUUUAUAGAUUAUUAAUUCUUUCUAUAUUAAUUUUAUAUCAAAUAAAUAUUAUUUUCGUGCCAUGUCCGUUCUUAUACUCAAUAAGAUCUGGAAAAUAUUAGGCCCGACACGACCCAUCUUAUGCCGGAAUUACCUAUAUAAUUCAUGUUCGUGCUCGUGCCUUGUCGUGCUACCCCGUGGGCGGCCCGACCCGGUGCCCACGUACACUCAUCACAAAACAUAUUCUACAUUUUAAUCAAAGAAAUAACAAUAAAUAUAAUGUAGCCUAGUUGGUUAUAAUGCCCUAUAUUCAUAUAAGUGACUAGAGUUCAAAUCCCAAUGAUGACAUUUUUAAUAUAUAAAGAUGAAUUGGUGAAAUGACAAAAAUAACAUUCCUAGAAUUACUCUAGGGUCACGAAAUUUGAAAUGGGACAAUUCCAAUCCAUGAAUCUGCUUUAAAUAUACUAGGACCGGACCCGGGAGAGUUUUAUUAUUUUAUAUUUUGAUGUGUUCUUUUCAUUUAUAAUAUAUAAUUUUUGGUAUAGAUAAAAAAUAUAUAUAAAUGAAUACAAAUACAAACAACUAAUAAAUAUAUUUAGAAAGUAAAUAGUGUCUAUUUAUUUUAUAUUUCAUAUAGGAGAACAUGAAAGUUUUCUUCCAUUUCACACACAAAAUCAAUCUUAAUCAUAAAAGAAAAUGAUUGUCCAUUUAUGUAGUUUAAUCAAAUAUUUUUCUCAAUAGUUACCAUCUUUAUUCAUCACGGUACGUUAUAGAUAUGAAAUUAUAUCCUGUGAAAGAAUAUAUAGGGCACACUAAAGAUUUAUCAACAAUAUGAAGUAGCAUGUUAAAGAUGUACCACGAUAACGUGAAACCCACCCUCGAUACAACAUUAACCUUAAUUAUUUUGUACAAACUAAUAUGAUAUAGAAUUUGUGAUUAUUUUGCAUCCAUGCAUGCAUGAGAGUGUCGUUGUAGAAGCUGUUAGAGAAACCAAAAAAUGUCAUAGUGUCGAGAUUCAGAGUGAGCAUUCAUAACAUGAGUCAAGGGCUCGAGGCAUAAAAGAAAAAAUCAAAUGAGUAAUUUGUGUACUACGGAAGUUAUACUUAAAAGUUGAGCCUUUAGAUGCUUCAUUGUUCACUUCAGUAUUAAUAUUAUAAUGCGAAAGUAGAGGUAGACAAAACAGUGGGCAAUGAAGAGCAAAUUGAUCUCAAAUGCUCAAUACAUGGGAGCUCACUUUGAAUUCCAAAUGUUAAAGUAACUUUGUGCCUUCAUGUUGCAUUUUGUUCCUCCUAAAAUCCAUAGCAUAUUCAGAUGUGAAACAAAAGCCUUUAAUUAUGCUCCCAAAAUAAACAUAGGGAAAGACAAUUAGAUAUAAAAAGAGAUAAUACCACAUCUAUAAUCAUAAACACUUGGGGGAGAUGAGUGAGGUUGAAGAUGAGAGUCAAAUAUAUUGUCAAAAAGAGUUUCGUUGUGAGAAAUUCAAUAUCAAGCAAUCCAAUAAGAGUUUUACAUGAAAAAAAGUGUUUCCUCGUCAAUUAGAUUGCCAAAAGCAAGAGAAAUAGACAAAAAAAAAAUUAUAUCCUGCGAAUUUGAAAGUCUGGUACAUGAAACAAAACCCCCCAAUAGUUUAUAAUCUGUGUUCAUCGCCUGUUAACUCUAAUCCCCAACAACAUAUCAAUAUUAACACAAUUCUAUCUAUGAUCAUUUAACCAAUAGGUUACAUACUAUCGUUGGAUUAAUCUAAAGGCCAAAAUUAGAUUUUAACCAACGAUUAGUACCAUAUAUAUUAUGGAAGCGAAAAUAAUAAUGGAAUCUUCAAGGUUGGGGAUUUUAUUAGAAUAAUGAUAACUUAAUUUUUCAUUCAUGUGCAGCUUGGUUUGAUAAUUGGAUUUAUGGAAAACACACCAUCCUUUUGUUGUUUGACAGGUGAAAAUAGAGUAGAUUGGGCGUGGAGAUAAAUUAUGAAGUUUCGUCCACUGUGCAGCUGUUUAUGAGGAAGAAGGGUGAUGAAGGCUUUUGGAAUGAGAAAUUGAUGCUUAGCUACUCAGUGAGCGCAGUUUGGGAUACGAUACGUCUUGUGAAGAGAAAACAACACUUGUCUGCUCUUCUCUAGAGUAAAUUCUACGUGUUGCGUUGGAGUAUCAUAGCAUGGAUUGUGGCCAUGGAUGCGAUAGUGACCCAGAUAAAAUUGAUGCGGUGGGGUAAAUUUGACAUGCCAAAAGUGAGAUAUGGGAUCAUUUGUUUUCCAAAUGGUGUUUCUCGAGGAGUAUUGUUAGCAGAGUUGGUAAUUCUUUCAGUAGCAGCUCUUAGGAUCUUCGACUCUUAUAUGCAGGUGUGGUUGCAAAGCGAAACACGGCUAUGGGGAGACUUAUUGGACCUCUAUUGUGCUCCUUGAUUAGCUUUGUCUGGCUAUAAAGGUGUCGAAGGCUCCAUGGAGAGGUCCCAAGAACGGCCGAGCUGGUGACAGAGUUAUGGUUGCGAGAUUUCUGCUUCUUUGUUUCCUCUUAUCUAGGUUUCGAGGUUGAGAGAGUUUGCGUCUCUCCAGCAACAUAACAAUAUAAUAAAAAAUAAAUUAGAAAAUGAAAUAGAACCCAAUGAAUUUAAAGCCUAGCGAAAAUGCUAAAAUCAGUGCGACAGAUUUAAAACCCAACAUUAAUGUUUAAACGAAGCAUUCCAAUUAAAGUGUGCUAAAUUACAUUUUUUUCCUUCCAAAAAUCACUUUGUUUGCUGGAUAUUUAAAAUUAAGAAAAUUUAACCCAUGAAUAUCCUUCAUAUAUUUUAUAGAUUGGAGGAUAGUCUAGAACUAAAAUAAUCAAAUAUGAAAAUUGAAGUACCAAACACCAUAAAGAUACUUACAGGAGACUUACUGAGCUAGCUUAUCGUUAUGCAAAAGUAUACAACGUGUAAUAAAAAGUAUACAACGUAUUUGUUUAGUGUAAUUGGUUAUGUUUCUUGGCUUUGUUUAAAGAUACCAUGGUUCAAAUCUUGGUGCUGAUAUAUUUUUCUACAAAAUAAAUAACUAAUUGUGAAGAGAAAAAUACCCUUCCUACUUUCACUCUGGUUGUUUGAAAUUUGAAAUGGAGAAAAUUCAACUCAUGAAUCUGCUUUAUAUAUAGUAUACAUAGAUAGUAUCACCUUACUCAAACCCGAACCAGAUCAAUUACCAGACAAACCUAACCCAGAAAUUCAGGGUGUUACAUUUGUAACUUUUGCCCACAUGUGUUAAAGUAGCUGAGAUUUGGGGCAUUUUAUGAGGUGAUCAUGGGAUUUAUCCUAAAAAGUGUGGGUGAACAGAGAUUAAUUGGAAAGAUGAUGGGGAAUAGGGAUGGCAAUAAAACCUGAACUCACGGGUACCCACCCGACCCAACUCGGUCAACAUGGGUAAAAUUUGUGUUGACGGGUUUUGGGCCGGGUUCGGGUUUAAACCCGUUCACUAUUCAAAGGGUUGAGUUGGAUUUGGGUUUAGGUAAACCCUCCCCAUGGGUACCCGCCCACACCCAUAUAAUUAAUUUUCUCGGUAUGUUUAAUAUUCUAAACAACUAAUCUUAUUUAUGUUUGUGGAGACAUGUCUAAUUUUUUCUUUCUAAUUGUGUAGAAUGAAGUUGAUGUUAUUGAUUGGAGAGUGAAGAAAAUUAAUUGAAAAGGAGGAAGAAGCUUUCAAUUAAUCAUAUUAUUUAUGGAUAACUUGUGAUUUGCUUCAAUUUUCUUGAGUUUUCUAGAUUGGUGUUGAACAAUUUGUAUAGUUAAUUUGUGAUUUCCUUGAAUUUUCUAGAAUGUUGUUUUAUAUGUGGAUAAUUUGUAUUGAGAGAUUGAUAUUAGACUUAAAUUUUGAUAGGAACUUGUUAUUGUAAAUUUUUACGACAAAAACCCAUGGGUACCCAUGAACCCGCGGAUACCCAGCGGGUUGGGUUGGGUUUGUGUUUUUCAAACUCAGUGGGUUUUACCCCAAGUUUUUUUCACGGAUAAACCCAUGAGUUUGGGUUUGGCAAAACCCGACCCAACCCGACCCAUUGUCAUCCCUGUUGGGGAAGAGUGGAGAGUUGGACAAUUUCUUAGUUUCUUUCACUCAAUGAGGACAUUAGUGGGGGGGGGGGGGGGGGGGGGGAGGGGGAAGAUUUCUUGGAUGUCGAGUGACUAACAAUAAACAUGAUUUAGUUUGUUCAUAUUUUCAAUUUAGUAGAGUGAAUUGAUUGUUUAAGGAACUAUGUGUAUUAAAUGUAUUCAUAUGGUGUAUAAAGGUAAUGGGCAAGCCAGAGCUGUGGAGAAGGGCAAGGGUGUAUAAGAGUUGUGAGCAAUUCUUCACCUAAUAUAUAUUAUAGUAUUGGCAUGGUAUUCGGGGUCAUGAAGUGGCCCGAAUACAUGGACCUGUGAUAGAUCGAUGAAUGAGCUAUGAAUGAAUUAUAUAUGCUUCUAUGGUGAGGAUUGAAAUGUGAUGUGGAUAUGUAUGAGUUUGCUAUCAUCAACGUGUAUUGAUGAAGAGCUAUGUGAAAAAUGUGUUGAUGUGCUUUUGAGAUUAUUGUGUAUGGCAUCAAUGAGCAUAUGAUAUGAUAUGAUAUGAUAUGAUAUGAUAUGAUAUGAUAUGAUAUGUGUGCCUAUGGGCUUAUGACGAGAUGGAUUGCAUGAGUAUUGUCUAACUCAAGAAAAGAAAAGGAGAAUAAAAGAGUUAUACGAUAACUCCCUAUAAGGAGUAACGCCAAGCCUGGCUAUGAGUUCACGAGAUAUGGCACUUUGUGCCCACAAGUUUACGAAUUCACGAGAUAUGGCACUUCGUGCCCACGAGUUUAUGAGUUCAUGAGAUAUGGCACUUUGUGCCCACAAGUUUAUGAGAUUUGGCACUUCGUGCCUACGAGAUUACGAGUUCACGAGAUCUCAGGGAGUGUAUAACUUGGCAUUAAAAGUAAAAUGUACAUAACUUACCUAAUUGUGCAUGUGCUUGAGUCUGGGUAGAAUAUGAUUGCUUAUGAUGUGUCUAAUUGAUGUUUCCUAUGAUGUGUUAAGCCGACUGUGCGUGUAGAUGAUGUGUUCAUGUGUUGGUUUUGGCUAUGACGUGUUCAUACAAUGAUUUAUCAUGAGAUUGUGUAGUGGUUUCAUACCUCUAUAUGUUGUGAUUAUAUAGUGAUACAAUGAUGAUGUGAUAGUUGAUGUUUUAGCUGUUGUAGGGAUUUUAAUAACACGUAAAUUAGUGUUAGUUAACCCUCAUAUCAAGGUUUUUUGUGCCAAUUCAUUUGCAUGAUUACUUGAACAUCGUCGAUUACAUCCCUAUUUCGUUCCUGUACGAAUUCAAUGUGAUUUUAGGGUGUAUUAGACGAUAUAUGCGAAUUAGGUACAAAACAAGGUCACAAGUGUAGCAAAGGGGCAGGAAGCUCAAGAUCGUGGCCUAGAAGCUGAAGAUCACAACCGAGAACAUAGACCGCGAACUCAAUCCAAAAAUCGCGGCGCGGAAGCCCCAUAUUGCAGUCUCGGAUUGGAGGGCUUAAGACGCGAACUUUGCGAGGAAGGAGUCAGGGAGAAGUAGAGACUUUCCCCUGUCAAAUCACGGGCACAGCGUUAUCAGACCGCGAGGAAGGUCGCGACCGCGACUCAUGGAUCGCUACCGCAAAGUCAUCCUGCGAUCUCCUUAUUUCCAAAGUCCAUGAUGACAUCGUUCCAAGAUCGCGGCCUCACUUCAAUAGAUCACGACCGUGAUCUCUGUGCUUCUGGCCGUGAAUUUUUCCGUCCCCAGAUUGCCUAUAAAUAGAAGACCCCUUUCCCUUUAAAGAAGAGUUGAUUUUGAGAGAAAUUUAUGAUUUUAGAGAGAGAAGAGAGAGAAGCUGAAGGAUGGAGAAGAAGGAGAAUGAGCUAGAAGAGAGGGAGUGAAACGAACCGAUCCUUUUUGAAAAUAAAACCAUAACUCAAACCACAAACCGGUUACUUUGGAGCAACCCACAAAACAAGUUUACAAGUCAAAACCAAAAAUCAACAACAACAAUGUUUAAGAUUUUCAAGUGAAAUGCCCUAAACACUUGGGAGACCUCAAUCCAGAGCAACAAAACAUAAAACACAAUCCUUGAGUUUCCCAGUAUACUCAUUAAGAUAUGAAACUAAAGAUAGAUAUAAUGAGAGGUUCCAUCUCGUUACCCAGAUCCAGUUGACAUCUUCAGGUUUGCCGUGGCUCCUCUCCUUGAGUAACCUCCUCUUGAUGGAUGCGUCCUCUUCCCCUCUCUGCACCUGGUGAGUGAGAAGGGGUCAGUCUCGUCGUUACUUCCUUAGGUCUUUGCCCUAAGAAACUCCCUACUAAACACAUUAUUCGGGUUCUUGACUUAGACAAAAGCCGUUCUCUCUUUCAUCCUUUAUACUUUGUUAUCAAACAGUCCAUAAUAGAUCUCUACUCCUAUCUUAUCUUUAGAAUUUGCUUACUUAUAUUCUUAAUCCAUAGACACCAACAUUAGGAACCACCGCGUUACGUCUCGCCGUCUGGUGUCCCUACCCUAGUAUGCCAACCGCGUUACGUCUUACCGUCCGGUUGCAUACCCAAACUCGGCAAUGGCACUGCGUUACGUCUUGUCGUCCAGUCCAUGCCCGUCAACUACUGCGUUACGUCUGUACGUGGGCACCGGGCCGUGCCGCCCACGGGCUAGCACGGCACGACACGGUUAGAGCACGACAUGAGCACGGGCACGAAAUAAAUGGGCCAGCACGGCACGAGCACAAAUAAUUUAUAGGUCGUGCA